Molecule: messenger RNA, 776 nt
Organism: Drosophila ficusphila
Lineage: Eukaryota; Metazoa; Arthropoda; Insecta; Diptera; Drosophilidae
Product: zinc finger matrin-type protein 2
Exons: 2
Coding region: 127-711 (194 amino acids)
Biological process (GO): mRNA splicing, via spliceosome
Cellular component (GO): spliceosomal complex; U4/U6 x U5 tri-snRNP complex
Molecular function (GO): zinc ion binding; nucleic acid binding
Source: RefSeq, a predicted model, not a curated record
UCAGGUUGUCAUCCCCCGCUGAAACCCUAGUCCGGACGCAAACCUCCGCAUCUCUAAUAAAAAUAUUUACAAUUUUUGACGUAGUUUUAUUUAAUUCAAUAUACUUAAACCAAUCCCAGCGGCACCAUGACGAUGCGACCUGAUGACCACCGAAGGAAAUGGGACAAGAACGAGUACGAGAAGCUGGCGGCGGAGCGGCUGCUCAAUCAGGUGGCUCCAAAGGAAGAAGAGCCCGUGCAGCGAGAAAACCUCAAGCGACGUGACUACAAGGUGGAUCUGGACAGCAAGCUAGGCAAGAGCGUGGUCAUCAACAAAAACACUCCCACCUCGCAAUCCGGUGGCUACUAUUGCAAUGUUUGCGACUGCGUGGUUAAGGAUUCGAUCAACUUCCUGGACCACAUCAACGGCAAAAAGCACCAGCGCAAUUUGGGCAUGUCCAUGAAGGUGGAACGAAGCACCGUGGACCAGGUGAAGGAACGCUUCCAGCAGAACAAAAAGAAAAUGGAGGAGAAGCAAAAGGACUACGAAUUGGAGCGUCGACUUCGGGAGGCCAAAGAGGAGGAGGAUCGCUACAAGGAGCACCGGAAGGAAAAGCGGAAAGAGCGCAAGCGAAAGGCCGAGGAUACGGACUUUGAGGCUGGCGGCAUUCCCGACGACAUGGCCGCUAUUAUGGGCUUCUCCGGCUUCGGUGGCUCCAAGAAAAACUCGUAGAAAUUAAGUGUUGAACUGCCCCUCGUAUUAGUUGUACAAUGAAAUAGAAACUUACCACCAAGCGA